This is a messenger RNA of Opisthocomus hoazin, 7209 nucleotides long. The record is from RefSeq and is a predicted model, not a curated record. Lineage: Eukaryota; Metazoa; Chordata; Aves; Opisthocomiformes; Opisthocomidae.
AUGGCCGCGCUCCUUCUCCACCUCCUCCUCCUCCUCCAGCUGCUCGGCUCCUGCCCCCGAGCGCUGCGGGUCACCUGCCGGGACCCCGAGGCACGGGUCUCCCAACGGUGGGACAGCAAGCGCCGGGUUUCGUGCCUGUGGAGCGGCACCGUGAUGCUGCGCUACCGGCCCACACCAGGAGCCCGAGCAGAGGCGGGGAGGGAAGCGGGGCCGCUGUCCCCACCGCGCUGCUCCUGGUACUUCGGCUCGUCCUGGGUGACCGACACGUCGCGCUGGUCGGGCCAAGUCGCGCAAUUGCUGUCCCCACCGCGCUGCUCCUGGUACUUCGGCUCGUCCUGGGUGACCGACACGUCGCGCUGGUCGGGCCAAGUCGCGGUACCGACGGGCCUCCCCCCAUCGCCCGCGGCCUCCGUCCUCCUCACGGUGCGGUGCUCCUCCACCUCCUGCCCCGUGCCCGGCUGCUCCCACCGCAACGCGACCGUCGAGGUAUCGGCGCAGGACGCCUGGCUCUUCGUGCUCUGGCCUCAGGCACAGCCGCUCCGGGCCAGGCAGCCGGUAGAGCUGGGUUGGUGCUCCCGGCUGAGGAGCGAAGGUUGGCAGUACCGCUUCAGCAGCCCGGGGGGCAGCCCCGCAGCCCUCCGCCUGCCCAGCAGCCAGCACCGAGGGGCCGCCCAGCCGGUAGAGCUGGGUUGGUGCUCCCGGCUGAGGAGCGAAGGUUGGCAGUACCGCUUCAGCAGCCCGGGGGGCAGCCCCGCAGCCCUCCGCCUGCCCAGCAGCCAGCACCGAGCCCCGCCGCCGCCCGCCGCCUACCCAACGGCCGAGCUGCGACAGACCGCCCCGCCGCCGCCCGCCGCCUACCCAACGGCCGAGCUGCGACGGACCUGCGCCGCCUACCACAGCUACCGCCUGACCGUCCGCUACGGCCACCACGGGCUCCACGUCGCCUCGGUCAGCGUCGAGCAGGUGCCUCAGCUGAACCUCAGCCUCUCUCUCCAGGUGCAGCCCGGCCCGCUGCGGCUCCUCAGCGUCCGCUCCAGGCUCCUCAGCGUCGCUCGGCAGCCCCUCAGCCUCUCCUGGAGGCUUCAGCCCCUCACGCCGAGGACGCUGGCCUACAGGCUGGUGGACACGCAGGCCGUAGGAGGUUGGCUCCGCUCCUACGGUUCCUUUACUCUGCAGAGCAACUUCUGUGCCGUUCCCGUAACUCAGAGCCCAGGUGAGGUGGCGGUGGCCAGCAUGUAUUUCCACGUUGACGGAGAGAGGUUCGAGGAACUGACGGGAGAUCUGCAUCUACGCAACGGUACCCUGAGCCUAACCGCAGGCCGAGAAGCUCCCACCCGUGUCAACCUUCCGCUGGGGAAGACCACCUUGAGCACUCACAUUGUCAGGUACCACCACGGAACAUUUUACGCAACCAGAGAAAACAACAGCCCUCUUUCCGCGGACGGCCCUAACACGCACACUGUGUUCUACCAACACAAGGAGCUCUCCUACUUACUCUCCAUAGAGCUGGUGGCCUUCCAGUGGUACAAGUUCAACAUGCACCUUUAUACGAACCAGAAGAGGGCUUUGUUUAGGCCCCUGUCAGAAAGAGACCUUGAAGUCCACGUUUUCAGCAGCGGCCGUCCUUCUUUGCCACAGAGCUUUACUUAUUUAGUGUGGUUUAUCCCUGCACAACACCCGAUGCUACAGUGCGAGUGGACCUUCCACCUGCAGCUUUUUGGAGCGCGCAGAGACCACCUUCUCCAGAACAGCACGUACACAUACAACGAUCACGUCAGAAACGCCACACGUUUGGUCCGUCGCUCCGCUUUACCCUUUGAUCCGGACAAAUACACGGGGUUUGCGGCAAAAGUGGACUGUACCACAAGUGCACAUACUCCGGCUCUUUUGGGAGUCAGAGUCAACAACUACGCUGCCAAAACCGUGGAAGCGCCGGUGGCUUGCCACCAACAAGCCUGCCACAUACAAACCGUGCAGAUUCAGAAACCCGUUCUCCACGCCUCUGUCCUGCGCCAGAAGAGGGCGACAUCUUUUUACCUCUUUGUCAGACUGGUAGUAGACUGCAAAGUCGGUAUAUUCAUCAAGCCCUUGUGGCGAAUCUAUUCCGUUCCGGACACGACCACGGUUCCCAACUGGACACAACCGAUAAACUCUUCUGCGAUGUACGGCGUCGAUAUGAUCCGCCUAACUGUUCCCAGUUUUACUCUAGAUUAUGGGCUGUACCUGUUUUAUUUCACUGUCGAGGUAACCCCGAUUCGGACCACAACAGUGCUCAGGGGCUCAGAUCAAGUUUAUAUUCAGAUCGAGAGAAGCGAUCUCCAGGCAGACAUUGCAGGAGGCACGUUCCGCACAGUGGGUUUUUCUGAUAACUGGACUCUGGAUGGCUCUGCAUCCAGUGAUCCCGAUUCACAGGAAGGACUGAAGGGAAUCACAUUCACUUGGUACUGCACUAAAGAGGUGUCAGACUAUAAGAAUAUGAAACUCAGUCCAGGGAACAGGUGCCAUCCAGCCCAGCGGGAUUUGAAAUGGUUAACAUCCUCGGGUCCAGUUCAAGCAGUGCCACCAGAAUCGCUCCCAGGAAACACCGUAUACUACUUCCGUCUCGUGAUUGAAAAGGACACCAGGAGGAGUUACGCCGACCAAACUGUAGAGGUGCGGCCCGGCUCCCCACUCCUUCUGGACGUGAUGUGCCUUGAAAACUGUGGUAGCACUCUAAUUCCAACGGAGAGAUUUGCCUUGUCUGGAAAAUGCCUAAACUGCAGAACAACCAGCCAGCCAGCCUACUACUGGUCCCUUCUUUCACAAAACUCUACAGAAAUUAGCUUUGACUGGUCUGCCAGAACGUCAACGGGCAGGUCUGGGGCUUACCUGUCUAUACAUGCUCUGACUUUCACAAAGACUGCACAUCGAUCCUACGUACUUCUGUUGAAAGUAACGACCUGGGAUGGUAGGUCCUCAAUCUACAGACACGCGUUUCAGGUCAAUUCUCCUCCGACGGCUGGCAAAUGUACCAUCAGCCCACGCUGGGGUACAGCCUUUCUGACGAAAUUUGUUGUUCAGUGCAGUGGAUUUUCUGACAGCAAUUCACCUCUGACAUACAAAGUGAUAGUAGCUUCCAAUGUACCCAAAACCACCAAAGUAACUUCCGUCGAGGAAAAUACAUUUGGCACAAUCCUGUACUUUGGUUAUCGGCCUAAAACUCCUCCCUCUUUUCUCCCAGUUGGAGUGCCCUCUCAGAAGUACGCCCUGACACUUUACGUUCAAGUCCACAAUUCCCUUGGGGCGUUUACCCAAGUGACUUUACAGGCCCACGUACAGAACCCACUUAACAGUCGACGGCUAGCUGUUGUGUUUCAUGAACUGGUGGCCUCCGUGAACGGUUUAAGCGCACCGAUGACAUCUUAUCUCCAGACUGGAGAUUAUCUUAGCGCGGGCUAUUUGGCUUACGUAGCAGCCUCGGUCUUGAACUACAUCAAAGGCCCCCCAACUCUCCAGCUCCCUAAGGCUCAGUUUCGGGAAAGCCUGAUUAGAACAGCCCUGAAUAUUUCAGUUGAGAGCAUGAUGGAAAUCAACCAAGUAGUUGCUUCUCUUUCUCAAGUCACAGAGGAAGCUGACGAAGUGAACGUUACAUCACAAGACCUUGCCAUUGAGAAGCUGACAGAAGUAACGGGAGUGCUGAAGGUCCAGAGGAAUGAGAGCCAUUGGUCUGAGCAGGCAGAAAUUCAGACCAGUGGAAUACUAAGAUGCUUGUCCAACAUCCUGAGAGCCGCUCUUCUGCAUCGCAGGAACAUCAAUGUAAGCGGAGUUAAACAAGUCUUCUCCAUCAUGGAAAAUUUAACGGAGAUAGUUUUCCAGGGCAAAGUCCCUGGAGAAACAGAAACUCUACUGGAAACAAAACACUGGAAUAUCACUCUGAAGAAAGACGAAACCUGGAACCUUACAAAUUCUUUCUCUACCAGAAACGCCUGCAGGAAUUGCUUUUAUCCAUCACUGAAAAAGGGAGAUUAUUCAGGAUCACCCGAUGAUGCUGUGAUUUCCACUGCCCUUUAUGAGUUUGAUGAGAACCCCUUCCCCUGGUUAGGUUACACAUCAGAAAUUGCAACAAUGAUCUUGGGGUUCAAAAUGUCAGAGACAAAGGCUAAUGGCGAUCUCCUAGGGAUCGCGCCUGAAGGAGCAGAAAUUACUAUUGCUAGGAAAGACAAGGAGUCUUCAACUUUUCAGUUGGCAAUGGGACCCGAUAAAACACAAGCUUACACAACUGGAGGAUUUAGUUUUGAAGUCAACAGAAAUACCAAGAGCAUAUACAUCCAGAUCCUGACGAAAUUAAAAGUUGCUUUCGAGGUGCUAGUAUUUACAGGUGCCAACGUCACUCGUGCUCAUCCCAUAGCCUCGUUUGCUGCUUUUCACAACAUGCCAACAGUUGCAAGCAAAAACACGACAGCUAGCGCUGACUGUAACAUUAAGGCUCCCUAUAUCAUCUGCCUCCCAGAGUCACUGCUGACAGCCACAGCUCAAGGAAGCGAUACAGACACUUGUAACAUCUCCAUCGUCUUGCUGGCACCCUAUGUUGUACGGUAUCAAACGCAGAGACUGGUGACGAUACACAUUUUUAGUGAUCAGUGCUUAUUUCUGGAUGGCGUUCAAAGCCUGUGGAGAGAAGACACCUGCAGGCUUGGCUCCCUGACCGACUGGCAGAGGGUACACUGUGUCUGCAAUAUGAAGCGGAGUCGCAGAAGUCUGUCAGUCCACACUGGGUCAAAUGCAUCCUCAUUCAGCAUCAGGUUCCUGGCAGCCAAGGUAAUAGUUACCCCCAACACAGUAGAUCUAGGAAAAACCCUGAUAGCAGACGUAUCUAAAAACCCAGUCACCCUCUUAGCAGUCAUCUUUAUUUUUGCCGUCUACUUUCUUUUGGCCCUCUGGGUCGUGAGAAAAGACAGGGCUGACAGGGAAAGACAAGACAAGAUUAUAGUUCUGGCAGACAACGACCCCUUUGAUAAAGUGAGCUUUUUGGUCACUUUAUACACAGGCAGUCGCUGGGGAGCUGGAACCAAAGCAGAUGUCUUUCUUCAGCUCAUUGGCCAGAACGGCACAAGUGAUGUCCAUUGUUUACGGGACCCACAUUUUCUGUCUUUCCAACGAGGAAGCACUGAUUGCUUUCUGUUAACUGCUAAAAAAGACUUGGGAGACAUUUGCUCCUUCAGGGUCUGGCACAACAACAGGGGCCCAUCUCCAAGCUGGUUCUUAAGCAGAGCCAAAGUUGAGAAUAUGUCCACCGGGAAGACCUGGUUCUUUAUAUGCAGGAAAUGGCUUUCUCUUGACAAGGGCGAUCACUUACUAGAAAGGACAUUUGCUGUCACAAACCCCAAGACACCUCUGCCCAAAACUGACUAUUUUUUGAUUAAUUUUGCCAACAGCCUGAUACAGGGCCAUCUGUGGCUCUCGAUUUUUGCUCAUGGUCUCAUGGGCACUUUCAGCAGGCUCCAAAGGUUGUCUUCUUGUUUAGCAAUACUAUUAUUAAACUUGCUAGUUAACAUAAUCUUCUUUAAUGCUGACAAGAGUGAAGAAGCUCCAAUACACUUGAGGUAUCUGAGAUCAAUAACAGUAGGAAUUGAAUGUGCUUUGCUUACCCAACCUGUGGAAAUGAUGAUAAUUGCCUUAUUUAAGUAUUCCUCGAAGAGACCUUCUCCUCGUGGUGUGGCUCAGACAGACCCAAAGGCAAAUUCACCCCUCCUCAAGGGAGGAGCUCCCCAAACCUGGAGUAAUUGCACAGUUUCUGAAAGAGACGCAAAUGUGAUUGAAACAGAAGAGCAGACGAUCAUUGCAAAUUCCCCUCCAACGCCUAAGGUCUGCCAGACCAGGCCACCAUCAAAUUCCGAUUUUAGUAAUAAUUAUGCAGAAGAAGGGGGCAACUUUCAGAAAGAAAGGAAACCACUGAGCAUUACCUCCAUGCCCUUUCACAAGAGACCGCACACAGCUUUUUGUUGGUGGUGUGCCUAUCUCUCGUGGGCACUAGUUAUAGCUGUAACCGGGGUAUCAUCAUUUUUCAUUGUGUUAUAUGGUUUGUCUUACGGCUAUCAGACGUCGCUAGAGUGGCUUUUGGCAUCUGCAAUCUCCUUCAUUGAGAACGUGUGUCUCCUUUCCGUUCUAAAAACCAGUUUUUUCUCAGCUGUGAGUACAAUUCAUCCAAAAUACUGUGAAAACAUCACGUGGUUAACUCGGGGAAAGUAUUCUGAGAGCAAGUUUGCUAAAGAAAUGAUGAGUGCUGAUGAGAUGCAAGAGGUGCACUUGAAACUUGCUAAAGUCAGAGGCACUAAGCAAUAUAAGCCUUUAGCAGCUGAUGAAAUUGCAAACAUGCUGAAAAGGGCAAAACUUAAAGUCAAGGCAUUUACUUUCAUAAAAGGUUUCACCAGUCACCUUGUCUUUUUAACGCUGCUGUUAUAUUUUGCCUAUUCCACUGAGAACGCCAACAGUUUCCACUACAACCGAUUCAUCCAUAACCAACUGUCUCCACAACUCUCCAGUGUAGAUAAGCCAGAACAUGUCUACGUGUGGGUGAAAGACUCGUUCUUGCCUUUGAUCCACAAUGACAUUCAGCCAACCUUUCUUUCCGAGAGCUGGUCCAAAAUCAUCGGUUUGCCUAGGAUGAGGCAAGUGCGGGCUAAGGGUACUGUGAAAAACUGUUUCCGUCCUCACAGCUUUGGAAAUAAUUCUGUGAUCAGUAAAAGCCACUGUCUUCACAAAUACGGUAGCGACAUCCCAGAGAAAGGUGACUAUGCUGGCGCUUGGACAAAGGUGGCCAACCAGUCUGCUCCCAAGGAUGCCAGCGGUUAUGAUGGGUUCACCUACCAGCGGAACAGCACUCUGUGGAUGUAUUAUUCAUACGGAGAUUUGCACACAUACGGACCAGCAGGAUACACGUUUUACUUUUUCCCUGAAGAAGGAAGACACAACUCAACGACCAGGCUGGAUGCUCUACAACAGAGCAACUGGCUUGAUGAAAAAACGUGGGCUGUGAUCAUUGAACUAACUACAUUUAACGCAGAUGUAGGUCUCUUCUGCACCAUUUCGGUCAUAUUUGAAAUGUCUCAUUUUGGGAUCGAAGAAGGAAGACACAACUCAACGACCAGGCUGGAUGCUCUACAACAGAGCAACUGGCUUGAUGAAAAAACGUGGGCUGUGAUCAUUGAACUAACUACAUUUAACGCAGAU